UCGGUCAGAUCCGCUCAAUUUUCAUCGUCGAUUGUCUCACCUCGCGUUUCUUUUUGUCGGAUCAUUGUUUCCUCUGUGAGUCGUAACUAUCAUCGUAUUUUCUACUUUUUGGUGCUUGUGUUCUUCGAAACCCAUGACUUUCGGUUUAGUUUUCCUCCGAAACAACCGAAUCAAUACCAGUUAAUUGUUGUUGGGCUAGUACAUCAAUUUGCCAUUAUUUACUGUGGCGAGGUAGUUGACUAUUAUUCAGCAUUUUAAGGAAGAUUAAUGAACUUCUGUAUGGCUAAUACAUUUGCAAAUUUGAACAAGUGCUGUAAUGUUGUAUAUACCCUUAUUCGGUGAAGCCUCGGCUACUGCUAAAUUAGAACCACCGGUAAGCGUUGGUGUUGGUGUCGGAGUCGGUGUUGGUGUAGGUGUCGGGACUAUCCCAGCUCCUAAUCGUAGUAUCCCACCGUUACAUUUACCUGAACGAAGAUCCCACAUCACUGAAUCACCAUUCCAUUGUGAAAUCUGCGGCAAGUACUUCUCUCGCAAGGACCACUACAAAAACCAUGUGAUGUGGCAUACAGGGGAGACACCUCACCGUUGCGACUACUGCUCGAAAACGUUCACGCGAAAAGAGCAUCUUAUAAACCACGUGCGACAGCACACUGGUGAAUCACCACAUCAGUGCAACUACUGUUCUAAGUCGUUCACCCGCAAAGACCACAUGAUUUACCACGAGCGACAGCACACAGGGGAGACACCUUUCCCUUGUCAGUAUUGCCCAAAAGCUUUUACACGCAAAGACCACCUUGUGAAUCAUAUUAGAACACAUACUGGGGAGUCACCGCACAAGUGCACGUAUUGUAUGAAGGCAUUCACGCGGAAGGAACACCUCACGAACCACGUCCGACAACAUACCGGUGAGUCACCUCAUCGUUGCCAUUUUUGCACGAAAUCGUUUACACGUAAAGAACACUUGAUAUGUCAUAUUCGCAUUCACACAGGGGAAUCUCCGCAUGCCUGCGAGUUCUGUGACCGAACAUUUACACGGAAAGAGCAUCUGAAGCGACAUGUGCGGCAACACGUGAGCGGAGCUGAGUACAAUUGCAUCAUCUGCUCGGAACCGUUCCAAGCUAAAGAGCAUCUCAUCGAGCACAUGCAGACCCACCCUCGCGACUGCCCAUACGUCUGCUCCGACUGCGGAAAGGCGUUUCGGCUUAAAGGUAAUCUGCUCUUUCACCAGCGCUCCCACCAAAAGGGGCUCCCAGCGGACCGGCCGUUCCGUUGUGACCUCUGUCCGAAAGACUUCAUGUGUAAAGGCCAUCUGGUCACUCACAGACGUAGCCACACGAACGCUAAACAAUUCUCAGCAACGCAGUUUGACAAAGCUUUUGGUAAGGAUGGCUUUAUGCUCAAGCACUUAAUGAAGCAUGAGGUAGGUGUAGGCGAAAUAGUCUUGGCUGAGCCGCAAUCGCAGCAACAGGCGCAUGCACAACAGCAGCAACAAGCGCACCCCCCUCAGCAGGCUCAACAGCCACAACAGCAUAGCGUCAGUGUUGGCACUCAGGUGGGCCUUCCUGUUCUCCCUCCCCCACCAAACAUACAUUUGUCGCCUCCGCCCCCUCCAACCAACAUCCUCUCAGUUGUAACAUAAACUUGGCCGUCGGAUAGCGAACCCCCUCUUUAUUCCCACCCCAGAGUGUCGAGUUCCUCAGUCUAGUAAACUCAUUCGAAUGAUAGCGUCGACUAGGUUUUUAUUUAGGCAGCAACUGCCUAGAGUGUAUAGAUUCUCAUUGUUGACUCAUUCUUAUAGCCUAUUGAUUCUCAUCCUAUUUAGCAGGUACAUGUACAAGGCCACUAAGGGCACUUGAGUUUUGGACCAAUGCCUCUUAGUUGGUUCCUUACCGAGGUGUCUGCAUGACUGAAUAACCGGCAAUGGUCUGAGAAUUCAGCAGAAAAGACUGGAAUUUUCCCUGAAAUUCGUGUAACUAUUCGGGCUGAUAUGCGGUUUCAAAGCUGGAUUUUUUUUCUUUGGUAGUUCCUCUGCUUACAGAUUUAAGUCUUAAUUGUCAGGGGCCAACUGAUGUUCGACUCAGUGGAAAGAACCACUCCUCAAAUAUGAGAGUCUACGGCUUACCGCUCAGAUUUAAUUUACCACUCGACUCUUUAACAUCAUUCAUGUAAUGCAUCGUCUGGUAUGAGCCAUCCUUACCUGCAAAGCUGUCCAGAUCGCUUUGUUCAAUCGCGUAGAGUUGGAUUACUUUAGCAUGGUGUAAUUUGUUAAACCCCUCAGUGACCUCAUCUCUUUGGGUUCGUUCGGUCCACGCAUAUUAUUCAAAGUAUAUCCGUUAAUUACGUUAUAAUAAUUACCUUGAGUAGUUAGUAGCUUUAUCUAAAGAUAUAAUUUUGUAUUAUGUAGACUUUAAUUUUUGAUAAAUUCUAAGUGCUGUUGAGCGCAGUACACAUAUUUAUAACUUUAAGUUAGAUCGCCACUCAUUCUGAACAAAGUGUGUGCAGUUAUUUUGAUGAAAAUUUAAUAUCUGUCUGUAUUGAGGGAUCCUUCAAAACUGUGCUGGCAUCUAAAGUUGGAGGUAAGAGUCGUUUUAUAGGAGCUGGCAGUGAUUUUGGCAAUAAUUGAAGAAGAAGAUGGCUUGCAUCCUGAGUCGAGUUCACAAUCCAUCAUGUUCUUGAGUGGUUCUUUGAUUGAGUGCUCAGUUCUGACAUCUUCUCAAAAAUUCAUCAUCAGCAUUUAAAGAACUAGAAUUUCCCACGAUCAACAUUAGUUGCUCGGUAGCAUUCAAGAUGCAAUCCAGUUUUUCUUUAACUUCGAAUUUUUUUUAGAUAUCUGCUUUCCAAAGGAGGUCAAAUCCACAUUGAUCAAAAUUCAUUUGUCUUUACCAGUAUUAGGUACAUAGCUGUGUCAUGGGUGCUUUGCUUAUGAAACUUUUUUCUUGCCUCUCGUGUGAACUUUCUAAACUUGUCACCCUAAUUUUUUCAGCUGAAAAAUGCGUUGCUUUUGAAUUUUCUUUUAAAGAAGUACGGACAUUUUUCAGACACUGUUGAGCGAAUGAAAAAAAAUAUUUCUCAAACUUAGCUGCUCGGACAUAGCUUUAUGUUUUCUCUUUACCAAGGCUCAUCUACGUGCGUAAAUUUGAAUACCCUGAGAGGCAUUUUGAGCCCAGUUAAGUGACCAUCAUUUACCAGUAACAGCGUAGAGGCAGUUCCAAGAAGCAGUUAACAUGGCCUCCUGAACUGCAGUAAAAAUUGUACUUUCUGUUAUUCUGCUCACCCUAUAUUUGAGACUUCUGGUGACAUCCUUCCCUGCUGUCAAGUUAGCUUUUUUCUCGGAAUUUUUUAGACUCCAUGAAUAUUUAAAUUUGGUAUAUUCUCCGCAUGCUCCUUUUUCUCUAAGAUUUCAUUUGAAUUCUUUUAUUUAUUAAAAGUCGUAUCUUUUUAGUUUGUUUUCCUAAAUCCAUAAAAUUCAUAAAAGUUUAGGAUUAGAGAGCAAGCUCCCAAGAUUUUCCAGAAGAUUCAAGUAUUUGCUUGUUUGUAGAACUUUAUUCACGUGUUGGGUAAGCGUCUCAUCUCAACGCAAAACUUAAUCAAUAAGUUUUAAAUUUUUGUUUUAUUUAAGAAUCAUUUACAUUGAUACAUUUUGGGGGUAUAUUCUUUCAAAGAAUAUUUGAAAUCAAUCUCAACUUGUAGGAAGCAUUAAUGAGUUAUUCAAUUUCUUGUAUUCAUGAGAUCAAAGUUAAUAUUUAUACACCAUUUAGUCCUGCAGCUGUCAUCUGGCCUUAAAAUUUGACCCCUUUCCUUGAGAAGAAAUUUUAGUACAUCUUUGCAAUCGGGGGAUGAACUCUCGAUUACCGUCAAAACAAAUCCAGUACUAAUAAAAUGCCACCUCCAAAUUUAACUCCAUGGUGUCUAACUGUAGAAGAGGUUGACUUUUUAACAGAUUUGAUGAGAUAUGAAAUCAGUUUAAUGUAUUUCAUGCCAACAUUGCUUCUGUAAGGUGACUCUUUGCCUUAGGUGUUAUAUAUCAUCACACCGAAUAAUAUCUGCCAAGUCUUGCAUGGAGUGACUCCUCACUGUGUCCAUUCACACACAUUCACACACACACAAAACUUAUACAUGCACAUUUGUAUCUAUUUGAUUUAUAUAUUAUUUAUUUAUUUAUUUACUUAACGUAACUUUACUUACUUUAUCCUUGUACAAGUUUUUAAUUUAUAUUCAACCCUGUCUCAUGAAAAUAUUUUGCUUCCCUGUAGAGUGCUAGUUGGUAUUUGAUACUUUGAACACGAAGGGCAUCAGGAAUGUGAUGUCCUUCGUGUUUGUGCAAUGCUCUUUGAGUUGUUUAUUUUUUAUUUUUUUAAUGUUUUUCCACUAUCUCUGCUUUAACUUCUGAUUAGAGAAUUGGAGGAAGCAACAAAAGUGACCAGAACUGCUUGCCGAGGCCUUAAGUAAUGUUAAUGUUAAGCUGGGGUUCAGUGGGUUUCACAAAUUAUUAUCCUCUCAAAAGUUUUGUACCACAUUUAAUGUAAAAGAAGUGGGAAACCCAAUAAGUGAUGCAAACGGACCUAAAUGCUCUUGAUUUCACUAAAGAAAAUAUUUGACAGAUGAAUGCAGAGAUGUUUAAUCUGCCCUGAAAAUCCCUGGUAGACUGAUAGCUUAUGCUAAGGAGUUUCGAGCUAGAGCUGUUUCCUUCCCUUAUAUGUACAAAUUAUGAGAGAAAUUUUCUGAACUGUAAGACAUUUUAGGAAGUAGGUGAAAUUCCUUUAUUGCAGGGAAAGUUUUUAGAAAAUAUUUCUCUGAGAAGCCCUGUAAUCUAAAACUUUUAACUGAUAUGACUCAGAACAGGAAGAAGGUCCUUCAGUCAGCCCCAAAUCCCUAGCAGAGAAGAUUAUUCUGGUUUUAACAUCACCUUGGUAGUUUUAACAAGUCUGACAUCCAUGAGAGCUUUAGCUUAGAUUAUUUUUCUAAUUCAUCAAAUUGUAUGGAAUUAAUGCAAAGGAUUUAAGCUGAAUUCGUUUCAAUUUGAUGACAGUGGUAAUGCUAGAUCAAAAUCAACUCAGCGAUAGCAAGUGUAUAUCCUUCAUCUAAAGUCAGCAUAUUUAGUUCUCUUAAGUGGCAAGACAAACAAUUUAAAAUGCACCAUGUUAAUAAAGGUUUCAAGAGUACAAAUUCUCUUGUUUAUUCCUUUCCUAAAUGCGUCUGUCAAAAAUCUUUCAUUUUUCGGUUUUAGUAAUGUUGUCAUUUUUUGGUCAAAGUGAGUUACUUUUUUUUCAACAAUUGUCGCCUUGUGAUGAAAUACCUAAUGGCACUUUCAUCUCCUUUAAUCUCAUCUCGUUUAAACCCUUCCAGUCAAACUUAGUAUUGACUUUUUUUUACAUCAGGCAAUGGUGCACAGGAAGUGUUUGUCUUCCUUAGAGACUAAGUAACUUUAAUUAAAUGAUCAUCCCGGUGAAGACAAGGGCCCUUUUUCUGUACUGCAUCAUUUUAAAAUUUUUGAGACAACUAACUGCAUGAAUUUUCAUGCUUAAAUUUUUAGUCACCAGUAAGCAUUGAUUUUAUUGAUUCUAACAUCAUCGUUGAUUGUCGAAAUUGAUUCUCGUCAAAUAAUUUUGAUCCCUUAAACAAAAAAUAUCCUUAUCAAUUAUUUCCUGUGAAAUGAAGUGCCGUUUUGUUGCAUCCUGUUAGUUAAGUUGUCAAAAUUGUUCUCAACUAAGAUACCUUAUGUGAAAUCAGGUUGUCCACUUUUCAAUUGUGAAUGCGUGUUCAAGGAAGAACAGUUUCUCUGAAAGAGACAAUGUUCAUUACACAUCAGAGUUAGUGAAUUGCCCCUGUGCAUGAAUGGCCUAAAUUCCUAUUUUUAAAGCGACAAUUUAUGCUAGUAAUCAGUGCCACCCAUUCUAUUGGUAGAUUUAGUUUUGCAUCAAACAUGAACAUGCUGUUGAAAGAGCGUGUUUUUUUCACGGCUUAGCGGUGAUGUGACAGAAGUCAUGGAAUGUGAGAAAAGAGGCCUUGGAGGUUUUUAUUUUGCUGGAGUUGGUAAACUUGAUUAAUUCAUUCAAUAAAUUCAUUUUUUGAGGGAGAGAAAACAACUAUUUUAAUGCUAUGUAUCAAUCAACCAACAACUGUCUUAUCUUCAUUUUGUACAAAGUAACUCUUUAUGCGUUGCAAAAUUUUAAGCCAAUUUGCCCUUUUUGCAGUUUUUUAUUUCUUUGAAUUCUCAUAACACUAUUUCAAUCUUUGGCCCAAAUUGUCAGUAGGAGAUGAGGUGCAGCUUAUGCUGAUCUUGAGUGUCUAGUAACUAACAACCAGAAGAUUAAUUCCUAUGUCUUGAUUUACUCUUUUCAAAAUGUACAAGAACUUGUAAAGUAGAACAUUUUCAUGGAUAGUGUGAUCAUUGCAUUGUGAAAUUCUCAGGGAGAAAAAAAUCUUGUUCCAUGAACACAAAAAUUUAGUUUAUAAUCAUCGAAACACAACCCAAGUGAACAUUUUCUAAUCUCAAAGUGUACACUGCUGAGGAAUUGUCAGCCCUUUUGUAACCUCUUGAAAAGCGGACAUCCUGAUUAAACUCAAAUUGCGUGACCAUUGGACUGUAUAAAGAUGUCCUCAAAAAUGUUGCAUUUGAUUGAUCAUGCCUAGAAAAAGAGAGAUGUUCUCAGCCAUAAUUUUACCAAAAGAUCCAUGAAGUAGACGCAAUUUAGCAGCAUUAUUUGCCCUGACCAUGUAGGAUUUUUUUCAAAGCAAGAUGUUGUGCCUUGUUUGAAUGAAGCAUGAAUUAUACUCUCGUAACUCGACUAAUACAAAGUGUAAGAAUUCUAAUGUAAUGAUCAUUGAGUUCAGGCUCAAUCAUUUAGCACUUGUAAACAUAGCAGUGCCUUUGUUUGUAGAAGUCCAUUUGUUAUGUAGUAUCGGCAUUAAUAAUGUAUGAAACUAUCUCCAUUAAUUAUUUUUACACGGAGAAAAAACUGGUUAAGGCGCAUUUUUGUUUUUGUUUAAAGUUAAUUUGAGAGUGUUUUUUCUGGUAUUGAUGAGAAUAGAGUAAAUUACAAGCUUCCGUAGAGUUUUGAAAGAAGGCUAUCUCUAUUAUUCUAAGGUAGGGUCUUUCAGAUGCAACAAUUUUUGGUACGUUGUAAAAGGAAUACUGGUUACUAUUUGUCAAAUUAAUUUUGUACACUAAAAGCAAGCUGAAUAAACUUAAACGUAUAAUAAUUAAA
This is a messenger RNA of Bemisia tabaci, 7208 nucleotides long. RefSeq lists its product as uncharacterized. Lineage: Eukaryota; Metazoa; Arthropoda; Insecta; Hemiptera; Aleyrodidae. Gene Ontology annotation, cellular component: nucleoplasm. Gene Ontology annotation, molecular function: RNA polymerase II cis-regulatory region sequence-specific DNA binding; DNA-binding transcription repressor activity, RNA polymerase II-specific. The record is from RefSeq and is a predicted model, not a curated record. Gene Ontology annotation, biological process: regulation of transcription by RNA polymerase II.